Molecule: messenger RNA, 878 nt
Organism: Panonychus citri (citrus red mite)
Lineage: Eukaryota; Metazoa; Arthropoda; Arachnida; Trombidiformes; Tetranychidae
Exons: 3
Coding region: 410-796 (128 amino acids)
Source: RefSeq, a predicted model, not a curated record
UUUUCACCCCAACCCUGAAUUGGGCAUCACUUAAAUUCACUUAAUAUCAGCUUACCUGAUUCAGUUGGGAAUCAGUUGCUGUUCAGAGUGUUAAGAGUUCAGAUCAAUCGUUAAUUGUUAACCCAAACAAUCAAGGAGAAGAAAAAGUUUUUUCAUUUGUUGACCCAUCGGUUGUCAUCCUCAUCAUUAUCCGUCUUGACAUCACAUCCAUUGAUUAUUAUCCGUUUGUUGUUAUAUUUUUUUUUUAAUAAUUUUGUUGCCUUCGUUUUGGUGUUAUCAACGUUAAUCCAUCAUAAGCUUUAAUCGCUUAGACAAAUUUUUUGGAUCGUUAAUUCCUGAGCAUCGUACAAUCAAAAUCUUCAGUUAAUCAACCACCUAAAUCAUCAACACCACCAAUAAAUCAAUCAAAAUGAUGGUUAAUAAUGUUGCCGUUUUUGCUACACUUUUCUUUGUCUUAAUCUCAGUGCCAACCAGUUACUCCCAGCCCCCAAACCAAGGCUCAGGAAUAGCAGUUUUCAGUUCAGCUUCCGAUAAUCAGCCAGAUACUCAACCCUCAUGGCAACUUAUCUUCCGGAAUAUUGGAUUGGGCAGUAUGACUGAUCCAGUUUUCAACAUUCUUAAACGACGAUGGGAUUCAAUUCGAACCAAUCCAUUCAUUCAAGCUUUCUUGUUACAAAAUUCACCCGCUGCCGCUGCCCCCGCACCGUCGACCGGCAACGUAAUGAGAUACGCUCGAAGUGUCAACCGUCGUACCAGAAGGGAAUAUCAACCAACCUUCAUUGAGAAACUUCAAUAAACUCAUUUUGUUAUUUUCUGUCAUUUUUUUUACUACAAACAAAACAAUUAAUAUCUGACCAGAGAACUUUUUUUCUCUUAAA